Molecule: messenger RNA, 1782 nt
Organism: Protopolystoma xenopodis
Lineage: Eukaryota; Metazoa; Platyhelminthes; Monogenea; Polystomatidea; Polystomatidae
Source: the annotation of a GenBank genome assembly
AUGAUUAGAAAAGGCAAAAUGUUAAGCCUCCCCAUCAUUAAUCAAUUUAAACUUAAACUGCUUAAACUUAUUUCCCCUCUAAAUCCUGAGGAAUGGUCAUUUCUCCCGCUUAGAGUCCGAGCCUCUUUGCUCUCUUGGAGCCUUGAAAAUCGUGAAAUGCUGAAUGAAUCUACACUCGCUGACUACCUUAACAUCUCCUGUUCCGCCCUGAAAAUCAAAUUUACAAGUCCGACUGAGUCCCUUUUAUCCAUAAAAUUGGCCGAUCUUGUUGCUGGCCAGAUGCUGAUGUCUGGGAAGAGCUCAUAUGCGAUUCCUUUAUUUACUAGUGUAGUCGAUUUUAUGGAAUAUCUUCUGGUUUCUCAGAACAGCCCGCUACGUUCCGCUCCUCCAGAAGAUUCAUUUCAUUUAUCGGUGGAGCUGUGCAUCACUAAGGGCCCUUUUAUUUUUGCUUCUCAUCCAAUCCGGCCGUCCUUGUUGUCCCGCCUUUUUCAUCUCACUGAGGUAGCCAUUGCCCAUCCUUGCACAAGUGUAUCUUCUGCAGGUGCUAACUUGCUUAUCGCCUUUGAUCAAUUUCAAGCCUGUAGUUCUCAUGCUGCUGACUUCAAGACGCAUGUUCGAAUUAAACCUCUGGUUCGGACCCUUCUAGCCUGGCUCUCAAAAAGACGCCCAGAAACCAGCACACCUCUCUCUUUGCCAAACAGCAGGUCCUCUGCACUAUCCGCAGGCCUUCUAAUCUCUACCAGCGCUUGCCCAAACUUACCUGUGGUGGCCAGUGUUCUUGGGAUGAUAACUCGUGGGGCACCCUAUAACACGACUUCCACCAGUCGGUUAAGCAUUCUCUCACUCGAUUCUUCUGACUGGCUCCGACGCCUGGCUGUUUUACUGGCCCCUCUUCCCGUUGAUUUAGCUUCGAGCACCUGUUUCUCCGCCAAUUGGUUUGGCCAAGCAACAUCGCCAGCUGCUCUAGUUCUUUGGUAUACAACCUGGUCCAUCAUCGAUUAUAAACUAAAAGUCGCUCCUUGGGCCAACCCUUUAAAAACUCUUCUUUCCUUGGAGGGCGCGGUCCGAGCUUUUCUUCAAUCUCCACCGGCAGCCCCUGUACCCGUCUUAGCUUCACUCGGCAAACCUAAUGUAGCUGUAUCAUUGGCCGCAACCUCUAGUUCGGUUGUGCAAAAUCCCGUCUACCCAUUUCACUCCGCUUCACAUCAAGCAUUGCGCCGACAGACAUGGACCGGUCAAUUGCGCCAACUCCUUUUGAUGGUCCCUUUUCUCACUUGUCUCGAAAAGAUGAUUUACAAUGCGAUGGAGGGCUAUGCUGUUUCAUUGCCCCGACCAUUAGCUCCAGCUAGAGCGUUUUUCUUGGCGAAUGCGGCUACUUGCUCUGAGUGGUUCGGUCGGCUGCGUUUACUGAUGAUGCGACUCAGUGAUCAACUUCCGCCAACACCUUCAAUUGAUAACGGGGUUGCAGAAGAAGCCUCUGCUACUGUUCUCUGGAAUGGCUACAGUCUCCUCUACAAUCUCACAUCUGUACGGGAUGGGCAAGCAUUUCUGACUCAGCUGAGUCGUUAUGCUGAUCCUGAAGAAUUAUUGAUUCUUCUUGCUAAAGCCCUGCAUCGGCUUACAGGUUGGGAGGAGUUGGAAGCCUUGGCCAGGUUGGUACUAGUUUCAACUUCUACAGUUUCUCAUUUUUAUGUAUCAGUUUGUUGCCUAUUUAUUGAAAUGGCCUAUUUAGGUAAACUACUCAUUUUGGGCAUCCACUACUCUGUCGAGAUUUUUUAUUAA